Messenger RNA from Cetraspora pellucida, 297 nucleotides. NCBI's taxonomy places the organism in Eukaryota, Fungi, Glomeromycota, Glomeromycetes, Diversisporales, Gigasporaceae. The record is from the annotation of a GenBank genome assembly.
AUGACUUCUUGGAAUAGAGAUUCGAUUAAUCAAAAUUGGAGACAUCCUAUUACUUACAAAUUUGACAAUGAAGAAAUUAAAACUUAUUGCCAAAUAAAACUUUUUGAUGCUAGUAAAAAACCCAUUGAUUAUAAUAUUUGGGUUGAUGAUGAUUUGAAACUGAAUCUGAUCAAACCUCAUCAAUGGUUUUUAAUCAAUGAUAUCGUUAUUGAUGAGAAUAAGAAACCUUUAUUAGAACAUAUAACUAGUGCUAAACUUGAAAAUAUUAAAUUGAAAAAAGGAACAAAGUGUUAUUGA